Camellia sinensis is the source of this 450-nucleotide messenger RNA. NCBI's taxonomy places the organism in Eukaryota, Viridiplantae, Streptophyta, Magnoliopsida, Ericales, Theaceae. The record is from RefSeq and is a predicted model, not a curated record.
AUGAAGAAGUUAGAGGACCAGGCCGAAGCUGCCAUCAAUGCUCAGACCGAUGCCGAAGACAAAUUUGAGUCUGCUGAGGCCAUUAGGAAGGUUGCUGAGUCCCAAAAAAGAGAGGCCGAGGAGAAGAGGGCCCAAGCCCAAAAAGAGCUGCAGGAGGCCUUAGCUACCAAAGAGGCUGAAAUCAAGGAUGCCGAUGAGAAGGCGUAUGCCCAGGGCAUGGCUGAUGUCACGGAGGCCUACGAAAAGCAAGUGAAGGAGGCAUAUGAGGAAGAUGAGGAGGUUCGCAAAGAUGCUGCUCCUAAGAAAGCUUUAUCCGAUGUUCCUCUUGCCGAUAAGAGCCUAGAUAAAACCCUGCAAGAAAUCGACGCUGAACUUGCGGGCGAGAAGGUUGCUGAGAUGUCUUCUCAGCAAUCCUCCGAGGUCCAAACCCAGCCUGCUGAAGACUCUUAA